ACUACAAGGUCGAGCACUCCCUGAAUUUAUAGUCCCCCACCUGUGCGAUCAUCACCCACCAUCCCACAGGUGACUGGGGAGCGGGAGCUUUGCCCAGAUAUCCUGGGGGGGUCCCUGGGUUGGGUUUAUUUGGGGGGGGGAUGUUUGGAGAAUGUGGAACUCCAAAGCUGAGUGGAAAAUCCUACUUGGGGGGAUAUUGGGGGGUCCCACCAUCCUUAAGUGGGGAGAUGGAAACAGGGGGAACUUUUCGGAUUCCUGGCACUCUCAGCAGCCCGGGGAGGGCAGGGACCAAGCCGACAGGUGAUCCCCAGUACAAGCGUGACUCCCAGCAGCUGGGACAGGGGGGAACCCUUGAACCCCAAACAGGAGAGACCAGAGAUGGGGAACUCCUGGGAGGCAUUUUCAGGCUGAAUUUUGGUGUUUUCUGGAGGUUUUAUGGACCCCAGAUGUCCGAUGACUUCUAGAGAUGAACACGGGCAGAGGGACCUGCAAACUCAAUGUCCUCAUCCCUUGUAUUUCCCCAAACCAGGAUUUCCCAUUGCCAAACCUUGGCUGGAUGGAGAGGAAGGCUGCAAGGAAGAGGAAGAUGCCUCGGGACACCCAGGCAGACAAGGAGCUGAGGAUGGAGACCAGGGAGGACAAAUCCCUGCAGCAGAACCUUGUGGAAGAGGCUGAUUUGAGCAGUUCCACAGUGCAGGAAUCCAAUGGGGAGGAAAAGCCCCGGAGAUCCCGCAGGAGGAGAAGCUCCAAACCCAUCCCAGGGUGCUCUGAGGAGGAAAGACCCACCCUGUGCCGGGAAGGCGGCCGGAGAUCCAGCCGGGGCUCUGAGCUGGUGGUCCAUGAGCAGCUUCAGGAUGGGGAGAAGUGCUACAAGUGCUUGGAGUGUGGGAAGAGCUUCAGCCAGAGCAACAGCCUGAUCUGCCACCAGAUGAUCCACACUGGGGAAUGGCCCUACAAGUGUGGGAAAUGUGGGAAGGGCUUCAGCUUUAACUCCAAACUCAUCAUCCACCAGCGCAGCCACACUGGGGAGAGGCCCUACGAGUGUCCCGAGUGUGGGAAGAGUUUUCGGAUCAGCUCCAGUCUCCUCGUGCACCAGAGGAUUCACACAGAGGAGAGGCCCUUCCGCUGCCCUGACUGUGGGGAGGGCUUCAAGCACAGCUCCACCCUCACCAUUCACCGGCGCAUCCACACUGGGGAGAGGCCCUUCAAGUGUGGGGAAUGUGGGAAGAGCUUCAGCCGGAGGUCCCACCUGAUCCGCCACCAGAGGACCCACUCCGGGGAAUGUCCCUAUGAAUGUGAGGAAUGUGGGAAGAGCUUCAGCCGGAGGUCCCAACUGACCAUCCAUCAGAUGAUCCACACUGGGGAGAGGCCCUACGAGUGUCCAGAAUGUGGGAAGAGGUUUCAGACCAGCUUCCAGUUCCUCAGGCACCAGCAGAUUCACACGGAUGAGAGGCCCUUCCGCUGCCGUGACUGUGGGGAGCGCUUCAAGCAAAACUCCCACCUCAUCACCCACCGGCGCAUCCACACUGGGGAGAGGCCUUAUAAGUGUGGAGAAUGUGGGAAGGGGUUCAGCCAGAGCUCCAGCCUCAGUACCCACAAACGCAUCCACACCGGGGAGAGGCCCUAUGAGUGUCCCCAGUGUGGGAAGAACUUCUCAGACAGCUCUCAAUUGACCAGACACAAACGGAGGCACCACUAAGGGAAGCCCUGCGAGUGCUCCAAGUGCAGGAAGAGCUUCGUGCGCUGCUCCAACUCCAUCCCCCAUCAGUGGACCCACGUUGGGCAGAGCCCUGAUGGCCCAUGUUCCCUGUGAUCUGUGUUGGGAAGACACUGGGCUGGUGGUCAUUUUGGUUUUGUUCUAAUUAUCUUUAGAUUCAUCUUCAUCCCUUUGGAACAGACUAAAUUGGGGUAAAAAUCAACAAAUUAAUGGCAUCUAAUUAAUCAAUGGCACCUAAAACCUCACAUUUUACUAGUGCUUCAAGAGCAACUGGGAAUCAGGGAGCUACUUGAGAGUAUUUAGGGGUUGUGGGGUAUUUGGAGUUGUCUCCAUUUCUUGGCACUCAAAGAGAUGAGGGGCUUCAAUCUGUCACCUCAAGACCUCUCAGUGCCUCUGAAUGCUAAUCAGUCCCACCCCAAAAUUAUUCAAUUCCACCCCCCCUCCAGCUAUGAUGCCCUUAGUUUUAGCUUUCAUAUUUUUCAUAUUCUGCACUGCCUAGGUUUGUAGUUUUGAACUUCAUAUUAAUUGUUAGUGUCAGAAAAAAUUAAUCCACAAACACCAGAGGUUUAUAUCCAAAAAGGAGAUAGAGGAGUGCUUUCAAUUUUUUCAAAUAAAGGGAGAGGCCAUGGGGCAUUCCCCUGGGAUCUCUCUAAUUUUUGGAGGGCG
Cyanistes caeruleus (blue tit) is the source of this 2383-nucleotide messenger RNA. RefSeq lists its product as uncharacterized. Gene Ontology annotation, molecular function: RNA polymerase II cis-regulatory region sequence-specific DNA binding; DNA-binding transcription factor activity, RNA polymerase II-specific. The record is from RefSeq and is a predicted model, not a curated record. Lineage: Eukaryota; Metazoa; Chordata; Aves; Passeriformes; Paridae. Gene Ontology annotation, biological process: regulation of transcription by RNA polymerase II.